Molecule: messenger RNA, 713 nt
Organism: Anneissia japonica
Lineage: Eukaryota; Metazoa; Echinodermata; Crinoidea; Comatulida; Comatulidae
Product: protein cueball-like
Exons: 5
Coding region: 60-713 (217 amino acids)
Source: RefSeq, a predicted model, not a curated record
UGCAGCAUAACACGUAGCAGGGUAACACCAUAUAAAAAAGAGUCAAAGAAAACCGUAAGAUGGCAAAUUUCUUGAGCUUGAUUAAAGUGUGUGUCUUGAUAUCAGUGACAGCAACUCAAGUCGGUUUUUCUCUCGGUCGUGACGUCAUCUUUGCGGCACACUAUUCUGGCAUUUAUAUUUCGGAUAUCGAUCACUCUAAUCCUUCUGAUCUUAAUUUGACGAAAAUUCAGAUCGAACCUAUGGUGGAACCAGGCCAACUUGCCUACAAUCCAUCUACUUCAACUAUUUAUUUCACGAACAGAGAUGAAAUGAUUAAUAAAUAUUCUCUGAAAAAUAAAAGUUUGGAAACAUUCAUUUCUAGAGAAACAGAUACCAGAUAUGAAGCAAUUGCUAUUGAUGUCACUAAACAGAGACUCUAUUUUGGAAGCCUGAACAGCGACGUUUACCAAAUUGAGGUCAUUAACUUAGAUGGCACCGACAGAAUAACACUUAUUCCUAAUAUUGCAGGUCUUGUUAGAGGAAUACAAAUAGAUGCAGUAAACGGUUAUUUGUACUGGAGUACAUCCGCCAACAAUAACAUACCUGCGGCCAUUAGUCGAGUAAGAUUGGAUAAUUUAGUUAGCAAAGAUAUACUUAUAAAUACUAGCCUUUCUGUCACAAGAUUGGAAUUAGAUGUUGAAGGUAAGCUAAUGCGAAAUAUCAAUAAUAUAUGA